Messenger RNA from Lodderomyces beijingensis, 2919 nucleotides. NCBI's taxonomy places the organism in Eukaryota, Fungi, Ascomycota, Pichiomycetes, Serinales, Debaryomycetaceae. The record is from the annotation of a GenBank genome assembly.
AUGUUUGCAAACAAAACAAGCAACACGGGGCCCUCAUUUGGAGGAGGAUUCAGCUUUGGGUCAUCUAAUCAGCUGCAGGCGCCUCAGCAACAACAACCACAGGUAUCGAUUGGGUCUACUACUCAGACAAGCAUCAACCCGCCCACCGCGCCGUCGCUUAGCACAACGGACGUCGACAUAACCGCAUCGCUCAAUAAUCGAAACAGCAGCGAGCUCUUGAAAGAAUUGCUCGAGUCAGCAAGCAAUUUGCCCAAGGAUUGCAUUUCCCAAGUCAACCUCGGCUCCAUUCACCUUACUUUGGAUGAGCUCGAACGCAAGUCGGAACAGCUCCGGAAACAAGAGUCCAAAAACGCCAACUUCACCAAAGCUCAUUACUUGUUGGCCAGAGGCGGGUUAGCCACGGGCGACAUUGAAGACGACUUGAGCAGGAUACAAUUACCGCAAAACACUGCUGGCAUCUCGCACUUGCAACAUCCUCACAAUAAUAGUCUCCAUUAUGCUCCGCGCGACGACAAUAUCGAGCAAUACCUCAAGGCUAAGAAGGAGGAAAACAUCCUCAACACGAUCGAGCAGUCGUUUGCCUUGGCGUCUAAGGAUUUCGAUAAUUUCAUCAAUGCCAACAUCUCCAUUGACUGGAACAAGAGAAGAGAAGAGUUGAAAAAGGCGGUGGGCUUGAAAGAUGAUGCCAAGUUUCAAGAAGAAGCCAUGAAAUGCUCCAUCGUUUGGAAAUCAAUGUCGGCCGCGGGCAACAUUUUAACACCAUUAAACACUAAAGCCAGCCCCUCGGUGCGCCAAACUUUACGAAGCAAGUUUGAAGAUUACGCUAGAGUUGUUUAUUCAUUGAACGAGGCAAGGUUGAGAUCGAGACCUUUCCCGUUGUGUGGCAACUUUUACGAAUUGAACCGCGUGCAAGACGAUUCGAGAUCAAAGCAGGUUUGUGAAGCAUGGCGGAUUUUGAGGAUUUUAAUCGAUGAAGAAAGUGCCACUUCGAGCCAGGAGCAAAAAUUCUUCAAUUACCCCAAGAGCAAAUUGAAUGAUGAUAUACUGAAGAGCAGUAAAAAGUAUUUGGAACGCGAGUUUUACAAAUAUGUCGAGCAUUUGUAUGCAAAAAGCGCCAACAAGCCCCAGAAUUUCCUUCCGGCAACAAACAUCAACAAGAUCUCCUUCUUUAUCCACCUGGUUAUCCUCAAGAACGACCCCGAGUUGGCCAGCAAGACAUUGUUGGUUAACGGAACCCCCAUUUGGGCCUUGAUCUACUACUUGAUGCGUGCCGGUUUGUAUCAAGACACCGCCGAGAUUGUUUUCCGCAACCGAGAGUUGUUCAACAAAUUCGACAAGAAUUUCCCCGUUUACAUUAAAAAAUUUGUCGAUGACGACGACGAUAGUCGCAGCCAAACGUUGCCCACCGAGCUCAGCAACAGGAUCCACCAGGAGUUUAACCAGCAGUUUCAAUACGUGAUGAAUGAUUUGAACCUGGGCAUCAGCUUUGACCCGUACAAAUACUCCGUGUACAAGAUUGUCGGCAAAUGCGACCUACACAAUAAAUCGGUGCCGCAAGCUGUCAACUUGAGCAUCGAAGAUUGGUUAUGGUUCCACUUGGUCACAAUCAAUGAAACCCAUCCCAACGACGAAUCUUCCGCCGUCAUCUAUAGCAAUUACGGCUUGAGCAAUUUGCAAAACAAGGUUGUUCAGCUAGGCGCCAAACACUUUUUAUCGGCGUCCAAAAAUCCAUUGUAUUUGAAAACAUUGAUCUUGACCGGGUUGUACGAAUUGGCUGUCCAAUACACGUAUGAGAAUCUCAACGACACCGACGCCGUGCAUUUGGCCAUUGGGCUUGCUUAUUUUGGCCUUGUCAAAUGUUCUUAUUUCAACAAGGACGAAGUGUUGACUAUUCGCGAUAAUGAGUAUGAAAUCAACUACAGUCGCAUCUUGGGGGCUUACACCACCACGUUUAAAAUCAGCGACCCUAAAGUUGCUUGCGAGUACUUGAUUUUGAUUGCAUUGGCACGCGGGGGUGAUUCAAAGGAGGCAUUGGCCGUUUGCCACGAUGCGUUGAGAGAGUUGCUUCUCAUCACGAGGGAGUUUGGCAUCCUUAUCGGAGAGACGAAUCCAAACACGGGGUUAUAUGAGCGCGGCGUGUUGGAGAAACAGAGGAAAUUGAUCCAAUUGGAAGACAUUAGGCAAUUCCAUAGCCAAAUCGUCGAGGCUACUGCCAUCAAGUGUGAAGAAGAAGGGCGGAUAUUCGAUGCGCUUGCACUUUACCAAUUGGCGUGCGAUUACGAGACAACCAUCGUGUUGGUCAAUAAACUCGUUGCCGAGUUGAUCGCCACCAGCGACUUGAACAAACCUAUUAUAUAUUUUGGCAAUUGCGACUUUAUGGCCAGUGGAAUCGCUGCUGAUAAUGGUGUCAUUGAAGAAACACCUGAAAAUAACCUCAUCUUGCUUGCGGAAAAGAUCUGGAACCAGUUCUCCAAAAGCAGCAAGGUCUUGAGCAGCAUCACCGCCAAGGUGAGAAACACCUGCGAGACCCUCUUGUCGAUUAUCAAAAUACGAGACUUGUUUGUCACAAGACACUGGCAGGAUGUGAUUACCCAGGUGGACAAAUUAGGGUUGUUACCUGCAAACUCCAAAGACGACUUGACUCGAGUGCGAAGCUACAGCGAGCAAGUUGAGAAUGGAAGCUUGGAUGCCAAUUUGAUCAAAGUGUUGCCCUCGUUGCUCAUCAUGGUGAUGACGUGCGUCUCCAAUAUCAACUACGACAUUUUGACGCGCAGGUACCAGCCUCUAGGUAACGAGCGGGGCGAGUUGGAGCAUUGGAAAAAGAUUGCCAAGAAUUGCAUGAUCUACGCCGGUAUGGUCCAGUAUAAGAUGCCGCGUGAAGUGUUUAGCUUGUUGAUCAACUUGGAGUCGCUGUUGUAG